GUUCGUGUUAAAACUAUUACUAACCAGAAUUGGGAGCCUAAACGUUUCCGUGGUAACAUUGUCGCUAGCAACAGCCAGUACUUGGCCUAUGUCCUAGCCAGUAGAAGUGGUUAUGUUAUUAGACUCAUUCACCUUCAGACGAAUGACAGAGCAUUGUUGAAGAAGUUCAAUGGAGAGAUAUUGGACAUAUCAUUUGCACAUAAUCAUUCAAAUUUAUUAGGAGUGAUCGAUGAGGCUGGUAAUUUGUACGUGUAUGAUAUUGACAAAACAAAUGGAGAUAUUAAUAAAAUAAAUGAUUGUUUGAAGCUACACAUAUUCAAUGGUGUUAUACCUGAUGGUAAGACUCAUUUGCUGGUGUGGGCUCCGUACAUACAGACACAGCAGGACAAUGGAGAUGAUGAUAAUGUCAUGAUUGCAGUUUCACAUGAUUCCAGAGUAAUUGAUUGCAUAUCUAAUUGA
Messenger RNA from Amphimedon queenslandica, 459 nucleotides. RefSeq names its product enhancer of mRNA-decapping protein 4-like. Gene Ontology annotation, biological process: deadenylation-independent decapping of nuclear-transcribed mRNA. Gene Ontology annotation, molecular function: protein binding. NCBI's taxonomy places the organism in Eukaryota, Metazoa, Porifera, Demospongiae, Haplosclerida, Niphatidae. The record is from RefSeq and is a predicted model, not a curated record. The transcript has 2 exons. The annotation marks the transcript as partial. Gene Ontology annotation, cellular component: P-body.